AUGGAAGAGUUAUACUCACUGAUAGAUUUAAAUCUUGAAGUCUCAAGGGGAUCCAGUCAUAACGUGCCUGUGGAAGGACGACCAGCUUCAGGUUGCAUAUCUCCAUUGGCAUAUGGUGUCGUUGACACCGAAAAUGAUUGUUCGUGGACAUGGUUUUUCGAACAAUUCAAACAUGCAUUUGGCGAGAGAAAAGAUAUGUGUGUUGUUUCAGAUAGAAAUAAGAGUAUCAUGAAGAGUGUGAGGAUUGUGUUCCCAAAUGUACCUCAUUAUGCAUGCAUCUGGCAUCUUUGGAAGAAUGUAUGUGGAAACUUCAAAAGGAGCAGAAAGGCCAUAAGUGAUCUAUUCUACUCUAUGUCCAAGGCAUAUAGAAAGGAAGAUUUUGAUAAGUUGAUGGCUAAGGUUGAUAGAAUUGAUCACAGGAUUAAGGAGUACCUUGAAGAUGCAGGUUACGAAAAGUGGUCAAGAGUUCAUGAAACAGUAAACAGAGGUAGAAUGAUGACUCCAAACAUUGCAGAAUGUAUCAAUGGUUGUCUUGUUGAAGCACGCCAAUUAACUAUAUUAGAAUUCUUGGAAGAAGUUAGAAUUCUUUUUGGUUCUUGGCAUUGCAAAAACAUAGAAGUAGCCUCAUACACAAAGGACACAUUAGGGAGAAAAUUUGAGGAAUUGUUGAUUACAAACGCGGCUAAAAGUUCAAAAAUGGAGGUUGUUCCAUCAUCUGAAUUUAUUUUCUCAGUUUAUGAAAAUGGAAGAAGAUAUAUUGUUUGUCUUGAGCGGAAAGUAUGUUCUUGUGGUAGAUUUCAACUAGAUGAGAUACCUUGUUCACAUGCAAUCGCUGUAUUGAAAAAAAAGAAUGUCACAGAUAUGAAUCCGUAUUGCUCUGAUUACUACAAGCUUGAUGCAUUGGCAAAAACAUAUGAAAUUCCAAUGGUACCAAUGCCAGAUAAGGAGGAUUGGUCAGAUCCUAAUAAUGUGGUAGCUGAAACUGUGUAUCCACCUAGAUACAGAAGAUCAUCUGGACGACCAAGAAAAAGAAGAAGAAAGAAUGCAGAUGAAAAGAUUUCGGUGAACACAAACUGUUGUGGACAAUGUGGACAAGAAGGACACAACAGAAGAACUUGUACUUUCUACCCAAAAGAGAAGUGAAUUAGUCGUAAUGUUUCUAAGAUAUCAAGAAUAAUUUAUAACGUAAACA
Messenger RNA from Solanum pennellii, 1192 nucleotides. RefSeq lists its product as uncharacterized. Gene Ontology annotation, molecular function: nucleic acid binding; zinc ion binding. NCBI's taxonomy places the organism in Eukaryota, Viridiplantae, Streptophyta, Magnoliopsida, Solanales, Solanaceae. The record is from RefSeq and is a predicted model, not a curated record. The coding region runs from base 1 to 1143 and encodes 380 amino acids. The transcript is spliced from 3 exons.